Fusarium tjaetaba is the source of this 2592-nucleotide messenger RNA. RefSeq names its product major facilitator superfamily transporter. Gene Ontology annotation, biological process: transmembrane transport. Gene Ontology annotation, molecular function: transmembrane transporter activity. The transcript is spliced from 4 exons. NCBI's taxonomy places the organism in Eukaryota, Fungi, Ascomycota, Sordariomycetes, Hypocreales, Nectriaceae. The record is from RefSeq and is a predicted model, not a curated record. Bases 1 to 2592 code for a protein of 863 amino acids.
AUGCGCCUCCUAUCGCUUUCUUCGACUCUCCUACUCGCUGCAAACGCAGCGGCGUAUGAUGCCCUCCUCCACUUCGGCCCAGCAGCUCAAGUUGAGACCCGCUCCGUCGACCAGAUUUACAAAGCUGCUCUCAAGGAAGGAGGUGUUGUGACAGCCUGGUUCGGCGGCGAUGAGAAGAACCAAAAUGACGCGGUCAAGAACGCCUUCGAAUCCACUUUCCCCGGCAUGAAGCUCAAUCAAACCGUCGACCUGUCCAAAUAUCUCGAUGGCAACAUCGACCAACAACUUGCCAACAACAACGUCUAUGUCGACACAAUCGCCAUGCAGACUACACAGGACUUUCCACGUUGGAAAGAAGAGGGCGCGCUGCUUUACUAUGCACCUGCUGGGUUCGACAAGAUCUAUUCUGGCCUUAAGGAUACAGAUGCUGCUUACUACGGGUACACUGGUAUUGCGUGGCAGCUUGUCUGGAACGCCGAUAAGUGGAAGGGCAAGAAGGCGCCGGCAGAGUACAGCGACUUCCUUGCGCCCGAGUACACAGGUAAGCUUGCUUUGACUUAUCCCAAUGACGACGACUCAAUCCUCUUCCUCUUCGAUAAAAUCCUCAACCAAUACGGCGAAUCUUGGUUCAACAAGCUCCUCCAGCAGAAGCCUCGCUGGGUUCGUGGAGCAGCCACUCCCCAGACGCUUGUUCGCAACCCCAAGACACCGUACGUCGCGACCUUCACCUCAGCCAUCGGCUUAUCAACUGGCGCCGGCUCUCUCAACGCUACCUUUCCCAAGAAGAGCAACUUCAUCUCAUGGGCACAGCACACCGCAAUCCUCAAGGACGCGCCGCACCCCGAGGGCGCUAAGUUGCUGCAGAACUUUCUGCUGAGCAAGGACUUUCAGAAGACGAGCGGGUUCUGGCCUGUCAGGAGUGAUGUCGCUCCGCCGGCCGGGUUUCCUGAUCUUGUUGAUCAGGCCCACACAGAUCCGCAUGACUUCAUGAGAUUUAUGGUUGACCGGGAGAGGGUUGAGAGGUUGAGAUUCUGGUUCGAGAAGAGACUUGGUACUGCCCAGGGUCUGAGCCCAUUGGAUGAUGAUUUGGACCCAAAUCAACAAGAGAUUGAUGCCCUGGAGCGAGGCGAGCAGCCAAUGGGAGAUGAAGUUGGGCCGGAUCAGAAAUCAGAGCAGCAGGUUGAUGAGAACUUGGUGACGUGGGAAACACCUAAAGAUUCGACAAAUCCAAAGAACUGGAGUAUCAAGAAGAAAUGGACUGCCCUUAUCUGUGUCUCGCUGUUCACGUUCAUCUCGCCUCUCACAUCCACCAUGGUCGCACCUGCACUCCCGUCGAUCGGCGAAUCUCUCCAUAUAACCUCGUCUCUCGAACUCGCCCUCACACUCUCCAUCUUCGUGGCCGCCUACGCAGUUGGUCCACUCUUCUGGGGCCCAAUUUCCGAGCUCCGAGGCCGAGUUAUCGUCCUCCAAGUCUCCAACCUGUGGUUCCUUUGCUUCAACCUCGGAUGCGCCCUAUCUCAUAACAAGAGCAGCAUGAUCGCUUUCCGCUUUUUGGCAGGCCUUGGGGGUUCUGCUCCGCUGGCUGUUGGGGGCGGGGUCAUCUCUGACAUGUUCCAACCGGAGGAGCGAGGAAGGGCUAUCUCUGUAUACUCUGUGGCCCCUCUGCUUGGACCGGCUUUUGGGCCUAUAGCUGGGGGUUGGGUUGCAGAGAGAACGACGUGGCGAUGGGUAUUCUACUCCACGACUAUCGCGUGUGGCUUCGUCCAAGUCGCCGCUCUGUUAUUCCUCAAAGAAACCUAUGCGCCAGUGAUACUUGGACGGAAGAAGCAGAGUUUGACCAAAGAGACAGGGAACACGAAGCUAUUCACAGAAUACGACAACCCAGAUAGAACCUUCGCAAGGACACUUGGGAUCGCCUUGACUCGUCCAUUUCGCCUUCUCUUCACCCAACCAAUUGUCAUGUUCCUUGCUGCCUAUAUGACAUACCUCUACGGAACUAUGUACCUUGUCUUGAGUACCUUCUCGGGUCUAUUCGCAAAGGUAUAUCACGAAACCCCGGGCUACCAAGGGCUGAACUAUAUCUCCCUCGCGCUAGGGCUCUUUAUCGGGACCCAGAUCUGCGCGCGCUCACAAGAUCGCAUCUACAGAGCCCUGAAGCGUCGACGCUGCAAGGAAGGGCAACUCGGGCGCCCCGAGUUCCGUGUCCCAAUGAUGAUACCCGGGGCGAUCCUGGUGCCCAUAGGCUUGCUGAUUUACGCCUGGACCGCAGAGAAGAGGACGCAUUGGAUAGGGCCCAACGUUGGUGCGUGCAUCUACACCAUGGGGCUUAUCAUGUGCUAUCAGUGUAUACAAGGGUACUUAGUUGACUCUUACGCGCGAUAUGCGGCUUCAGCGGUUGCAGCUGCGACAGUAACGAGGAGCUUGGCGGGCUUUGGGUUUCCGUUGUUUGCGGCGGACAUGUAUGAUGCUUUGGGGUAUGGAUGGGGAGGAACAUUGCUCGCUGGACUGGCGGUUGUGCUGGGGUGGCCAGCGCCUGUCCUGUUGUGGUUCUACGGGGAGAAGCUGAGGGCUAAGAGUAAGUUUGCACGGUAA